AUGGAGGAAGACGCCGAUCCGGAAUUCCUCGAGCUCUCCGAGAGGCAGCGCGCUGCUAUCGACCGGGCGUUUAAUCGUGGUCUUCGCCGGCCCACGAAACGGCGGCGGCUCGACCGCAAGGCCAAAUCGUCGGCCCGGUCAACUCCGGCUGGAGGUUUCCUCCCAGAAGAUGACGAAAUGGCUGGGGGAUUCCUCCCAGACGAUGAUGCUGGCGGCUUCAUACCCGACGACGAUGCGGGAGGCUUCAUCCCUGAUGACGAGGGAGGAGGCUUCAUCCCGGACGACGAGGAAGGUGGGGGGUUCGUAGCCGACGAGCUCUCCGCGGCAUCAACGGCUCCGGCCACGCCAUCCGAACGAGUACCAAUCGGAAGAGUGCCAGCUCUCCUGGCAUCACUUGGUCUGCCCUCGGACGAGGAUGUCUUGUCCGUGUUCCGAGCUAGUGCUGCUGGCUGGGACGAUGAAGAGGAAGGUAGCGGCGGCGCCGUGAGCCUGAAGGACUGGCGGGCCGUCUGUGCCGCUCUCAUGACUCCCGGGAACGACGACGAAUUGCAAGACGAAGGAGAAAUUGACAAUGCGGAAGACGACUUGAGCUCAUUGUCCUCCGACGAGGACGACUUCAGGCCGUCAGGCGACGAAGAUGAGGAGGACGAAGGAUCCGAGUAUGGGAAGAAGUCUGCAUCAGCGACGCCAGCGCCAAGGCGGCGCCAGAAACGCCAGCCAAAAGUGCACCUCUCAUCUCAGCAGAAGGAGCUCGGUCGUGACAUCUGGGACAUGCUUAAGCCGCAAGGCGGCGUUACGCUAUCCAAGGAGGAAGUUAAGAAGUGGGCAAGGGAGAUGGGAGAGAUGUGGUCGGACGACGAGAUCACUGAUAUGGUCUCCAUGUUUGCGAGUGGCGCCAAUCAGCUGUCUUUUGAUCAGUUCUGCAGCGUACUUCUGAGAGCGGGGCUUGUGUAA
Messenger RNA from Trichosporon asahii var. asahii CBS 2479, 954 nucleotides. RefSeq lists its product as uncharacterized. Bases 1 to 954 code for a protein of 317 amino acids. NCBI's taxonomy places the organism in Eukaryota, Fungi, Basidiomycota, Tremellomycetes, Trichosporonales, Trichosporonaceae. The record is from RefSeq and is a predicted model, not a curated record. The transcript is spliced from 2 exons.